Owenia fusiformis is the source of this 1172-nucleotide messenger RNA. The record is from the annotation of a GenBank genome assembly. NCBI's taxonomy places the organism in Eukaryota, Metazoa, Annelida, Polychaeta, Sabellida, Oweniidae.
ACGUAGCGUAAUCCUGCAGCAAUGUCGGAAACUGAUAAACAUUCCUCUAAUAUAAAUGGCAAUUCUGUACACAAUAACACGACUGAUCAAGUAAAUAACCCGCCUGCUGGUGACGGAGAUACUAAGGAACAACCAGCACGAGAAAUAACUCAGACAGAUCAUCUAAACAAAAAGUUGUUGAAUUCAUUUUUAAACCGAAUCAAUACCGGAAGUGUAAACUUAAACGAAAGUGAAAGUACUUCUAGUGAAUGGGUGGAUAAAUGAACCAACAAUGAUCUUUAUAGGAAUUAGUGGAGUGACGUGUGGUGGCAAAACAACAUUAUGUGACAAAUUACUAAAAAAGUACCAAAAGCUCAAAAUAUUUCACCAAGACGUGUAUUUCCUGGAACCGGAUGACCCCAGGUUGAACAUCAUUCCAGAACUGAAUCAUGCAAACUGGGAAGAACUGAAUUCUCUAGAUAUGGCUAAAAUGAAAGAAGACAUUGAUGAAUUUAGGACCAAUGCUACAUCACAUGGUUUAAUAAUUAUAGAAGGCUUCACUAUAUUUAACUAUAGAAAAUUUGAUGGAAUGUUUACAAAGAAAUAUUUCUUUACAUUAAAUAAGGAAGAAACCUGGAAUAGAAGAAAGUAUCGUGAUUAUAUACCACCUGAUGUUCCAGGAUACUUUGACAAGGUUGUUUGGCCAAUGUAUGAAAAACAGUUAGAAGAAUUAAAGCAACAAACUGAUAUAGAUUGGAUUGAUGGCACCGAUGACCAAGAUGAUAUCUUUAACAAUGUGUGUUCCACCAUAGAGGAUUUACUACAGCAAUAAUACUAGGGACAAUAUAUUUUUACUUAGAAAAUUAUUUCAAUUACGAGAUAGAAAUAUAGACCAUAUAAGAAUGAAAGGACAUUUUAACCAUGCAGUGUUUGAUAAUGGACAUUGUCUAGUGGAAACAUGGAAGAAGGACUGUGGACAAUGUGUCUAAAAAUGUCUACACAUGUAUCUAUGUUAACUUUUAAUGUGGUAUUAUUUUAGUGCAACUGGGUUAAUUUUUCAAAACACAUUCAUAGAACAUAAAUUUUCUACAUAAUAAUUGUAUUCUUUCAUUGCUAUUAAAGAUAAAAUAAAUUCCUUAACUUACAAAUAUGAUGUAUAUUUUUAUCUUCACUGAGAAUACAUGCUUUUGGAA